Effrenium voratum is the source of this 424-nucleotide messenger RNA. Lineage: Eukaryota; Dinophyceae; Suessiales; Symbiodiniaceae. The record is from the annotation of a GenBank genome assembly.
GAUUGUGGCUCACCAGAGGUUGACUACUGUCGUAGUCGAGUUUUGUCCGUCCCAUGGAGACCAAAGAGCAGCUGCGUCAGAGGCCGAUCAAGGAGCUGAAGGAGUUGCUUCGCCAGGAAGGCUACAACCCGGACGAUAUCGUGGGAGUUGAGAAAGAUGAACUGGUCACCAAGCUGUGGGUUCUGCGCCAGAAUCCUGUGGAAGAGGAUCCCUUUCCCUUGCCGCUCUACUCCAAUUGCUGGCAGCAGUUCGUCCUUCGAGCUUUGCUGCUGCUGGGGGUGCAGUGGUUCCUCCUGUCCUUCUUCGUGGCUGCACACAUCAAUCUGCUGAUACAGCUCGCUGUCACAGCGCUGCUUGGUGUUCGCAACUGGUUGGUCCGUGAAGAGAAGAUCAUCCGCAGACGGAAGCGUUGUUGAUUGCGCAA